AUGUCAAGGUAUUACCUCCCAAACACAACUAUUAACACGCCACCAACACUUAAUAAUGUCUUGGAGAUCGUUAAAAAAGUUGAAUACACGACUGGACCAGUUACAUUUACUACUUCGCAAACGGAAUCAUCAAUACAUUUAGCAAAAUUGUUAAAAGAGAUUCUCAUUCUUCAUGAUAAUAUUCAAGAAGUGCUCACCAAAAUUAAAGAUUCUCAACAGAGUUUCGAUUUGGUCAAAAAGUCAGAGAUCGAAAAAAAGAUCAAGAUAUUAUCAAAUUUCAGCAAACAUAUCGCUUCUAUAACGUCUCACAAACAAUCUUUGUUGAUGAGACUUAAAGAACCAUUCGUCGGGGAACAUAUAAAUAUUGAACCAGAAUAUCACAGGCAUUUAUUUUUGAAUAAAAAAAAAUUUUUUCUUUUUAUUUAUGGCAAAAUUUUUAGAAUCUCAAAUUCUCACUUUUUUAUUCUUUUAAUUGAAAAUAGCGCACUUUCAGAAUUAUUUCCUACAAUUACACAAAGUAUCGCAUUAUUACCGAAUGAUAUGGAGAGUAUUUCAUGGAUAAGAAAUCAUGAUAUCACUGAUGAAAAGAUUGUAUGUAUUUUAAUCAUAACCUGA
This is a messenger RNA of Funneliformis mosseae, 615 nucleotides long. NCBI's taxonomy places the organism in Eukaryota, Fungi, Glomeromycota, Glomeromycetes, Glomerales, Glomeraceae. The record is from the annotation of a GenBank genome assembly.